AUUCGUUCAUGUCAUGUUUUAUUAAUAACUUUAAUAAGAUUCAGCACGAAGCAGUAGUUAUAAUGCCAAACCUGGUUGUUAAUGUAAUUUAUUGAAUUCUGUUUCAUCAAAUAUAAUACUGGUAUUGUGUCCUUUCUCAAUAUUCGUUCCAUGAAAAGAGGCAUAAAGGUGCAUUUAAUAAGUACAACGGAAAUUUCGUAGGCAACCGGCUUUUUGAAACUUCAAAUGCAUGUGCCGACUGUAUUUUGAUAGUGACAAGUAUUUCAAGAUUCAAAAUGUACAAGAUAGAUAAUCAGUUAGUGUAAAUUUUAUAUUGCCAAAGACACAAGUAUUUAUGGACUAUUUGUAAAAUUUUUCAAGGAAGCACAUUGUGAUACUUUAUUAAGAACCUGAAGGUUAACCAUUUCAAAUAAACAAGAUGAUGCAGAUGAACAAAAAAGGAUGCAAAGAAUUGUUGAUGCAGAGGAUGUUCUUAGCUAUCAUCAGCAGUAUAAUUAUGCAAUUCUUCCUCGUGUGUUGUUUACUUUUAAUUACAAAUAUGAACAUGGAUUAUACAUCAUGGAUCCAAAAUACAUGGGCAACAGUAACCUCAUUUAGAAUGUGGAGUUAUUUUUGUGUUCUUGCCAUUGUUACAUUUUUUCAAGGAAUCAUCUGUAGCAAAAAUUAUUCAAAUACUCCACCUUACCUGAAAAGCAGAUUUAUAAAAUUCUAUGGAAUAUUCACAUCUCAGAACCUUUUAUUAGGUACUCUGUAUAUUAUAAUUGGUGGCCUCCUUGUUUGGCUACAUUUGUCACUUAAAGGAGGCGCUUACAAAUUUUUAACAACAGAAUGUAAAAUAAUCUAUGGGACUUGUUUAAUAGAAAAACAUUACUUUCUCUUUAUAAGUGGACUGUGGAGUGGAUUAUACUUUUUCUUGAAAACUAGUAUUUUCCAUGUGAAGUACUUAAAAUUUCCUAUUAUAUCUCUAUCAAAAUUCUCUCAGUUUAAGAGAGAAGUAUGUUCAUUGCUCCCAUCAUUAAUGGCAACCUCUGUAUGGCCAACUUUGUAUUACUUAAUUGGUUAUUAUUUCUUGGGUCUCUAUUGUCGUUCCAUGAUAUUAUUCCUGACAUCUGCACAAUUAGAAAGCGAGCCAUUAGAUAGCAUUCCUGAAUUGCUGAAUUUAUCAUUGAUUUUUCAGUUGUGGUUGUAUCAACUGAUAUUUGUACUGACAAUCGACAGCAUGUAUCUAUUGUUUGAAUUAUACUUGACAGAAUGGGUACCUUUUGAAUUUAAACAAAGUAAUGCAUUUCAUAGCGAUAACUCUGGUAUAACGCUUCCCGAAGCAUUGUCUAUGGAUAAAGUUCCGAUAAUGCAACAUCUAGGCUAUUUGGAUUUAGUCACUUUGGCGCAAAAAGACAAAAUGAGGAGAAGUAUAUUAUUCACUCUGAGCCAACCUGGUGGUCAUCCUUACAAUUGGAAUUGUAUUCUUGAAAAAUCUAUCGGUCUCGUUAAAAAAUUUGCCGAUGACCUCAGUGCAGCAUGCGUGAAAGUUCAGGAACCAUUGACCUUCAAUGUUUCAAGUACAGCAACAAUGACUAGUACUAGUACAUUUCAAAAGGAAUAUGUAUAUCAUAUGAGAAGCUUAGUAAGGCAAGAAAUGCCAAUAUCUAUGGGAGAAACAGAUGUAAAAAAAGAUGUUGACAAUGAAUUGUUUAUUCAAAAAUUUAUAAAAACAAAAUGGAACAAUUUUCUCACAUAUUUGCUAUCUAAGCCGCUUAUUUUUUAUGUAUUUGGUGAAAUAGAAGGCGGUAAAGUGUGUCACAUCUUAUUCAAUGGACAGUCGGCGAUUUGGGCUGCAGAAGCAAUUUCUUCCUUAGCUGUGUUAUCGUUAAGCGAAGAUCCUUAUGGAAUUGUCCAAAAAGAUUUACCGCUUAUAAUACAUACUUUAUUUGCAUUAAAACAAGCUCUUGAUAAAUUGCAAAAGUCAAAUAUCAUGAUUAAAAGACAGGAUGGAGAUGAUCAAUUUAUUAAACAAAUGUUUAAUUCAUUACGAGCCGCAACGAAACGAAGUAUUUACAGAAUUAUUACAAAUUUUGAAGCUUAUAUCGGAGAUCUGUCGCUAGAACCGACAAUAAACGAUCAACUAAAUAGUUUUCUUGCUUAUAAAGAAUAAUUCUUAUAGUUAAAAAAUGAAUUUUUAUG
This is a messenger RNA of Osmia lignaria (orchard mason bee), 2181 nucleotides long. It is a transcript of the gene Ndc1, whose product is annotated as Nuclear division cycle 1. Gene Ontology annotation, cellular component: nuclear pore transmembrane ring. The record is from RefSeq and is a predicted model, not a curated record. NCBI's taxonomy places the organism in Eukaryota, Metazoa, Arthropoda, Insecta, Hymenoptera, Megachilidae. Gene Ontology annotation, molecular function: protein-macromolecule adaptor activity. Gene Ontology annotation, biological process: nuclear pore organization.